AUGGGGAAACACUUCCACCUGUACGAGAACAUCUCCAAAGUGGACCCCUUCGAGGGGCCGCAGUACUACCUGGCCCCGACGUGGGCCUUCCACCUGCAGGCCAUCUUCAUGGGCUUCGUCUUCUUCGUCGGAACGCCUCUAAACUUGGUCGUCCUGCUCGCCGUCGCCAAGUACAAGAAGCUGCGAGUUCCCCUCAACUACAUCCUGGUGAACAUCACCUUCGCCGGCUUCAUCUUCGUCACCUUCUCCGUCAGCCAGGUGUUCGUGUCCAGCCUGAGGGGCUACUACUUCCUGGGCUACACCAUGUGCGCUCUGGAGUCCGCCGUCGGGUCCAUCGCAGGUCUGGUGACGGCCUGGUCGCUGGCGGCGCUGUCCUUCGAGAGAUACCUGGUCAUCUGCAAACCCUUCGGCGCCUUUAAGUUCGACUCCAACCACGCGAUGGCCGCCGUCGUCAUCACGUGGAUCAUUGGAAUUUUCUGCGCAACGCCGCCGUUCUGGGGCUGGAGCAGGUACAUCCCCGAGGGUCUGGGCUGCUCCUGCGGACCCGACUGGUACACCCACAACGAGGAGUACCGCUGCACCUCCUACGUCUACUUCCUGAUGAUCACCUGCUUCAUCUCGCCGCUGACCAUCAUCAUCUUCUCCUACUCCCAGCUCCUGGGAGCGCUGAGAGCUGUGGCCGCCCAGCAGACGGAGUCCGUCUCCACCCAGAAGGCUGAGAAGGAGGUGUCCAGGAUGAUCAUCGUGAUGGUGGGCUCCUUCGUCACCUGCUACGGCCCCUACGCCGCCUGCGCCCUCUGGUUCUCCUUCAGCGCCGACGAGAACAAGGACUACCGGCUGGUCACCAUCCCGGCCUUCUUCUCCAAGAGCGCCUGCGUCUACAACCCGCUCAUCUACGCCUUCAUGAACAAACAGUUCAACGCCUGCAUCAUGGAGAUGGUGUUCGGCAAGAAGAUGGACGAAUCGUCUGAAGUGUCCUCAAAGACGGAGACGUCUUCGGUCUCCACAGCGUCUUAAUGUUUGGAGCCGAAACACCACAAAGGACAUUUGUUUCCAUAAAGGACUUUUCCGGGCUCAAGAGUCGGAGACACGAAACUCUGUGAGAGCUCAGAAAAAGAUUUAUGACAAACCGUGUAAAUACAGUUUAUACUCAGAACCGAGAGUCCGAGUCCAGCCGAGCGCUAUUCUACGUAGAACAUGUUUGUUAAGAUAAAAGGCAACGAAAAAACCCAAUAAAAAUGUCUUCAACCGUUUGUCUGUCCUCGCUUCAGUCGUGGUGCCGCUGAAGAACCAGCAGAACCGAGUCUUAAAGAACCCGUUUACACAGAACCAACCAGCUGACAGGAAACGUUCCCACAACGCUGGACACCAGAACCUACGAGCUCUAGUAAAGAAAACGUUUUGAUCAUUUCCAAGAACGUUCACAUUAAGUUAGUAUAACGUUCUGAGGAUGUUGGCAGGAACACAGAUUAUGUUCCACGACAACAAAGCAGGAACGUUCUUGAGCCAACGUUCAAAACACGUUUACAAAAUGUUCCCGUACUUUGAUAUGUUAAUAAUGUUCUGAGGAUGUUUUAGGGAUGACGUCGAGGGAACAAACUGUAGAACGUUCUUCUACAAAACAUUCUCACAAUGUUCCGUCAGAAGAACGUUCUCAAACCGACAUUUAAAAAAUGUUUUCAGAUGAGAGAAUGUUUUUGACAGAACGUUCCUGUAACGUGACACGUUAGAGGUGGAUCAUGGAACAUUCUUCUGUGAAACGUUUUCAUAAUGAUGACAAAGGGAACGUUCACAGAAUGUUCUUUAUAAGACGUUCUUGCAGUGCGACACAACAAAGAUGGAACAACCUUCCUACAACGUUCUGAGGAACACACACGUUCUCGCAUAAAACAAUCACUCUGGCAACAAAAAACGUUCUCUACAAAACAUUCAAAAAAUGUUUUCCAGAUGUUACAGCGUCCUCAGAUGACAGAACGUUUUUAUACAGAACGUUUAAUAACGUUCCUGUAAUGGGAUGCAUUAACAGUAGAACAGUCAGCCUCUUUGUUGAUGGAAUGUUAAUAAGACGUUCUUUUAUGAACACUUCCACAAUGAUAACGAAGGAACUGUGUAACAUUCAGAAAAUGUUUUCGAGAUGUUAUCGAGAGGUUGGAUGACAGAACGUUCACAAUACAGAGUCUAUAAAACGUUGCCACAACGUUACAUGAUAAAAACAGAGGAACGUGUUCAGUGCACAUUCGAGGUCUCACAAUGUUCCCACCAAACGUUUUUAGAACAUCUUGUGUCAUCCUGGCUAAAAGACGAACAUUCUGGGAACGGAAAGAAAACUUCCUGCUGAACAGAUGAGCAGAACUUUGCAGAACUUUUUCCGAAAGUUCUAUCUGGGAACUCGGAGAACGUUCCCAAAGCGAUGAUCUCACCUGUUGCCAUUUAAAACAUCGAUUAACUGACUGAUGCAGAACCUUCGUGAGGUGACAUAAAAACGUUAACUUAACGUUGUGGAAUUUAAACUUGAAUUUAUGCGAUUUUAAACUAAAUUCAAGUCGAGGGAACUUAUUGAAAUAAACAUCAAAACGUCACCUUGAGCUGAAGAAGUCUCCACUUUUAUCUUUACGUUAAUGAAACGUUUGACUUUGACUGUAGAGGAAACGUUUCUUCAACUCAACGCAGUUUGUUGGUUGAACAGAAUUUCAUUAGAAAUCAUCCAACAAAAAAAAAAAAAGAUGCAAACUGUUGUGCUUUUUUUUCUUUUGGUUUUGUUUAGUGCAUCGGCUCAUAUCAGGGAUUGUCUAGAAAAAAUAAACCUUCUACAAAAUAUUAAAGCUUUGCUCCAAAUACUGUUUUAGUUUGGUUUUUUUUAAAGUUUGGCGAGUUUUCUUUCUGAUUAAUGAGUCACAAUAAACCACGUUUUACCCAAAUGAUGAACAGAAAUGACAGAAACAAGUGCAAAACCAAACCGAAGUCUUAAAAAAUGGACGAAAUAUAAAACAAAAUCCUCAAAUUGGACGUUUUACAAAAAGCAGAACCCGACCAGAACCCGACAGAAACACAAGUCUUCAAGUUUAACCUCAAAACAAACGGCAAUUUUUUUUCUUUUCUGGAGGUUUACAAAAUAAAUUACUCUCCAAAAAC
Stegastes partitus (bicolor damselfish) is the source of this 3132-nucleotide messenger RNA. RefSeq names its product opsin 1 (cone pigments), short-wave-sensitive 1 (gene opn1sw1). The coding region runs from base 1 to 1017 and encodes 338 amino acids. Gene Ontology annotation, cellular component: membrane. The transcript has 5 exons. Lineage: Eukaryota; Metazoa; Chordata; Actinopteri; Pomacentridae. Gene Ontology annotation, molecular function: G protein-coupled receptor activity. Gene Ontology annotation, biological process: phototransduction; G protein-coupled receptor signaling pathway; visual perception. The record is from RefSeq and is a predicted model, not a curated record.